Molecule: messenger RNA, 1363 nt
Organism: Hyphopichia burtonii NRRL Y-1933
Lineage: Eukaryota; Fungi; Ascomycota; Pichiomycetes; Serinales; Debaryomycetaceae
Gene: RAM1
Product: protein farnesyltransferase
Exons: 1
Coding region: 11-1363 (450 amino acids)
Biological process (GO): protein farnesylation
Cellular component (GO): protein farnesyltransferase complex
Molecular function (GO): protein farnesyltransferase activity
Source: RefSeq, a predicted model, not a curated record
GCUACUUAUAAUGAGUCAAGAUGAUAUAAAUAAAGAGAAAGUAUCGUAUUUGUUGAAGUUGUUGGGGAAGUCCCAUUUGUCGCUGGACCCAGAUUCUGAUUUUGAGGACAUUCCGGAUAGUUUGACCAUGAUGUUAACGGCCCCAGCGAUUGAAGCAGAUACUUUGAUUACCCCAACUACCCAAGCACAAAAUGAAGUUGAGAGUACUAUUAGAGAGAUCUAUGAAGAUUUGGUGGACGAAGCAUCCAGGGAAUCCAGAAAUAUCAAGAAUGAUAGCUUGAACACUAAGAAACUUUUAAAGUAUCUUGAUAAAUCAUUGAAUGAGCCAAUGAAUGAAUUAUAUUACCCAUAUGACCCCAACCAUGGUUGGAUGCUUUACUGGUUGAUAAAUCCUUACUAUGUUUUAAAAGAAUCAAACACUCUCGAUGAAUCUACCAAGAAAUUGGCAUCAGAUAAAAUACAAAAAAAUUUAAUUAAUAACGGUUAUGAAGGAAUUGGCGGAGGGAAAAACCAAUUAGGCCAUAUAGCCAGUACUUAUGCUUCAAUUUUAACUCUUGUUGUAAUUGGAGACUAUAGUACUUUGAAAUCAUUACAAAAACCAAUAUAUGAUUGGUUAAUGAGUUUAAAAUUGUCAAAUGGCUCCUUUUUAAUGCAUAAACAAGGUGAACAUGACGCAAGAUCAACUUACUGUGCUUUGGUCAUUGCUUCUUUAUUGAACGUAUUAACAAAAGAACUUUGCGAAAAUACCUUAUCCUGGUUAAAUAAGUGCCAAACUUAUGAAGGGGGAUUUUCUGGUAUACCUGGAACUGAAGCUCAUGGGGGGUAUACUUUUUGCUCAGUGGCAAGCUACUUUCUCUUGUUAGGUUCUAGUGAUGACUUUGGCAAAGAGUUGGCUGAAAAUAUCGAUUUGGAUCUUUUAAUAAGUUGGGUCUCACAUAGACAGCUACAAUUGGAAGGAGGAUUCAAUGGCAGAUCGAAUAAAUUGGUCGAUGCCUGUUAUAGUUUUUGGAUUGGUGCAGUGGGGCAGCUUCUAGAACCGGUAUUGAAUAUAGAAUCUUUAUUCGAUAAGGAUGCUUUAAAAUGUUAUAUUUUGAAUUGUUCCCAAAAUUCAGUUAAAGGUGGAUUUAGAGAUAAACCUGGUAAAUCAGUUGAUUUCUAUCAUACUAAUUACACUUUACUAGGCUUGAGUAUAACUGAACAUUCAUUAAGUUUCCCAGAAACUUCUGGGCUCGAUUAUGAUUCUUUUGCUUUCAAUUUUCAAUCAAAAGAUUUGGAAUCAACUUCUUCAACAAACCCAAUAAAUCCAGUCUUUGGUUUACCCCUCGGCGUUGCUGAAGCUUGUAAAUUACAUUUACGAAAUUAA